AUGGCGAAUAAGAGUAGCAUCCUAUUCAUCGGAGGAACAGGUUACAUAGGAAAGUAUAUAGUGGAAGCGAGCGCGAGAUCUGGACAUCCAACCCUUGUUCUCGUUCGAAACUCCACGUUCACUAGCCCCUCACGAUCCACCACCAUCGACAAUUUCAAGAAUCUCGGCGUUCGCUUUCUACUCGGAGAUCUUAACGAUCAUACGAGUCUCGUGAAUUCGAUCAAGCAAGCUGAUGUGGUGAUAUCCACCGUUGGACACACUCUCUUGGGUCAGCAAGACAAGAUCCUCUCUGCCAUUAAAGAAGCUGGUAACGUUAAGAGAUUCUUUCCCUCGGAGUUUGGAAAUGAUGUAGACCGUGCUGAGAGUGUUGAACCUGCAAAAUCAACCUAUACUACUAAGGCAAUGUUCCGCAGGAGAAUUGAGGCAGAAGGGAUACCAUACACUAUUGUCUCUUGCAACUUCUUUGCUGGCUACUUCCUCCCUACUUUGGCGCAGCCUGGUGCUACUUCUCCUCCACGGGAUAAAGUCAUCAUUAUGGGUGAUGGAACCCCCAAAGCUGUGUUCAACAAGGAAGAAGACAUAGGGACUUACACAAUCAAGGCCGUAGAUGAUCCAAGAACCUUAAACAAGAUCUUAUACGUCAGGCCACCCAUGAACACUUACUCAUUCAACGAUCUUGUCUCUCUUUGGGAGAAGAAGAUUGGGAAAACACUCGAAAGAAUCCACGUUCCAGAUGAACAAAUCCUCAAACAGAUAACAGAAGCUUCGCCUCCACUGAACGUGUUGCUAUCACUUUGUCAUUGCGUAUUCGUGAAAGGAGGACAAACAAACUUUGAAAUAGAACCUUCCUUUGGUGUAGAAGCUUCUGAGCUUUACCCUGAUGUCAAAUACACCACUGUUGAUGAAAUCCUCGACAACUACGUCUAA
This is a messenger RNA of Eruca vesicaria subsp. sativa (arugula), 927 nucleotides long. The record is from the annotation of a GenBank genome assembly. NCBI's taxonomy places the organism in Eukaryota, Viridiplantae, Streptophyta, Magnoliopsida, Brassicales, Brassicaceae.